AUGGGUUGCGGCGCCAGCAAGAAGGUGGUCCCAGAGCUUCCCGCGCUGGCCCAGGUCAAGCCAGAGGGUCAAAGCCAAGGCAGCGUGGGAGGUGGGCAGGAGGUGGCGGCUCAGGCAGCUCAGAGCAUGCAGGUGGCCCGCUUCCGAGCCAAGUUCGACUCCCGGGUCCUCGCCAGAUAUGACAUCAAGGCCAUCAUUGGUACAGGCAGCUUCAGCAAGGUUGUCAGGGUGGAGCGGAAGACCACCAAGAAGCCUUUUGCCAUUAAGGUGAUGGAAACCAGAGUGAACGAAGGGCGGGAAGCGUGUGAGGCUGAGCUCAGUGUCCUGAGGCGAGUUAGCCAUCCUUACAUUGUCCAGCUUGAGGAGAUCUUCGAGGCCCAGGAUCGAGUUUACCUGGUGAUGGAGCUGGCUACAGGAGGGGAGCUCUUUGAUCGACUGGUUGCUCAGGGAUCAUUUACAGAGCGGGAUGCUGUCAGAAUCCUCUGCAUGGUUGCUGAUGGCAUUAGGUAUUUGCAUGCUUUGCGAAUAACUCACAGGGACCUAAAGCCUGAAAAUCUCUUAUACUAUCAUCCAGGUGCGGAGUCGAAAAUUUUAAUCACAGAUUUUGGUUUAGCACACUCUGGGAACAAAAGUGGUGAUUGGACCAUGAGGACGCUCUGCGGGACCCCAGAGUACAUGGCCCCCGAGAUUUUGUUAAGGAAACCUUAUACCGGUGCCGUGGAUAUGUGGGCUCUGGGUGUAAUCACAUACAUUUUACUUAGCGGAUCCCUGCCUUUUGAUGAUGAAAGCCAUACGAGACUUUACAGGAAGAUUCUGAAAGGCAAAUAUAAUUAUACAGGAGAGCCUUGGCCAAAUAUUUCCCACUUGGCAAAGGACUUUAUAGACAAACUACUGAUUUUGGAGGCUAGUCAUCGAAUGUCGGCUGGCCAGGCGCUGGACCAUCCCUGGGUGAUCACUAUGGCUGCAGGGGCUUCCAUGAACAAUCUUCAGAGAGCCAUUUCCAGGAACCUCACUCAGAGGACAUCUCCCCAGUCUCAGAGUUCAGGAUCUGCACAAUCUUCUAAGUCACGUUAUUCUCACAAAUCAAAACACAUGUGGACCAAGAGAAGCAUAAAGAUAGCAGAAUCCCCGCUACCGCACUUUUGUAAGCAGAUGACUUCUAAAACCAUUUUGUCCAAUGUUAAACCAGAUUCAUGA
Molecule: messenger RNA, 1197 nt
Organism: Marmota flaviventris (yellow-bellied marmot)
Lineage: Eukaryota; Metazoa; Chordata; Mammalia; Rodentia; Sciuridae
Gene: Pskh2
Product: protein serine kinase H2
Biological process (GO): protein phosphorylation
Molecular function (GO): ATP binding; protein kinase activity
Source: RefSeq, a predicted model, not a curated record